UGGGUCCAAUUCUUCAUCCAGAACCAGCUGUUUAUUGACGUUGGGGACCAGAGACCUGUAGCCCAUUUGCCUCGAUAUCAUCUGCACAUCUCCAGGGUCUGGCGAGGCACAGGGCCGGCGGCGGCGAUGCCGGACCCCGCGGCGCACCUGCCCUUCUUCUACGGCAGCAUCUCGCGCGCCGAGGCCGAGGAGCACCUGAAGCUGGCGGGCAUGGCCGACGGACUCUUCCUGCUGCGCCAGUGCCUGCGCUCGCUGGGCGGAUACGUGCUCUCGCUCGUCCACGAUGUGCGCUUCCACCACUUCCCCAUCGAGCGCCAGCUCAACGGCACUUACGCCAUCGCCGGCGGUAAGGCGCACUGCGGCCCCGCCGAGCUCUGCGAGUUCUACUCGCGCGACCCGGACGGGCUGCCCUGCAACCUGCGCAAGCCGUGCAACCGGCCGUCGGGACUCGAGCCGCAGCCGGGGGUGUUCGACUGCCUGCGCGACGCCAUGGUGCGCGACUACGUGCGCCAGACCUGGAAGCUGGAGGGCGAGGCGCUGGAGCAGGCCAUCAUCAGCCAGGCUCCCCAGGUGGAGAAGCUCAUUGCCACAACAGCUCACGAGCGGAUGCCCUGGUACCACAGCAGCCUGACGCGCGAGGAGGCAGAGCGCAAACUCUAUUCGGGCUCGCAGACCGACGGCAAGUUCCUGUUGAGGCCCCGGAAGGAGCAGGGCACUUACGCACUGUCCCUGAUCUAUGGGAAAUCUGUGUACCACUACCUCAUCAGCCAGGACAAGGCGGGCAAAUACUGUAUCCCUGAGGGGACUAAGUUUGACACUCUCUGGCAGCUGGUGGAGUACCUGAAGCUGAAGGCGGAUGGGCUCAUCUACUGCCUGAAGGACGCCUGCCCCAACACCAGUGCCAGUGCAGAGCCUGCUGCACCCACACUCCCAGUCCACCCAUCCACAUUGGCCCAUGUUCCCAGACGGAUUGACGCCAGCUCAGAUGGGUAUACCCCUGAGCCAGCACGCCUAGUGUCCUCAGAGAAAGCACAGUCAAUGCCCAUGGACACGAGUGUGUAUGAGAGCCCCUACAGUGACCCUGAGGAGCUUAAGGACAAGAAGCUCUUCCUGAAGCGGGAGAACCUCCUCAUGGCUGACAUCGAACUUGGCUGUGGCAACUUUGGCUCAGUACGCCAGGGCGUCUACCGCAUGCGCAAGAAGCAGAUCGACGUGGCCAUCAAGGUGCUGAAGCACAGCACGGAGAAGACAGACAAGGAUGAGAUGAUGCGCGAGGCACAGAUCAUGCACCAGCUGGACAACCCCUACAUCGUGCGGCUCAUCGGCGUCUGCCAGGCCGAGGCCCUAAUGCUUGUCAUGGAGAUGGCGGGCGGCGGGCCCCUGAACAAGUUCCUGCUCGGGAAGAAAGAGGAGAUCCCCAUCAGCAAUGUGGCGGAGCUGCUGCACCAGGUGUCCAUGGGGAUGAAGUACCUGGAAGAGAAAAACUUUGUGCACCGUGACCUGGCGGCCCGCAAUGUCUUGCUGGUCAACCGGCACUACGCCAAGAUCAGUGACUUUGGUCUCUCCAAGGCACUGGGUGCCGACGACAGCUACUACACUGCCCGCUCGGCAGGGAAGUGGCCGCUCAAGUGGUAUGCGCCCGAGUGCUUCAACUUCCGCAAGUUCUCCAGCCGCAGUGACGUCUGGAGUUAUGGGGUCACCAUGUGGGAAGCCUUCUCCUAUGGCCAGAAGCCCUACAAGAAGAUGAAGGGCCCCGAGGUCAUAGCCUUCAUCGAGCAGGGCAAGCGGAUGGAGUGCCCGGCAGAGUGUCCGCCUGAAAUGUAUACACUCAUGAGUGACUGCUGGAUCUACAAGUGGGAGGACCGCCCAGACUUCCAGGCCGUGGAGCAGCGCAUGCGGGCCUACUACUACAGCGUGGCAAGCAAGUCUGAAGGCCCCCCAGGGUGUGGAAAGGGGACUGAGGCUGCUUCUGUCUGA
Molecule: messenger RNA, 1977 nt
Organism: Neomonachus schauinslandi (Hawaiian monk seal)
Lineage: Eukaryota; Metazoa; Chordata; Mammalia; Carnivora; Phocidae
Product: tyrosine-protein kinase ZAP-70
Exons: 13
Coding region: 127-1977 (616 amino acids)
Biological process (GO): cell differentiation; protein phosphorylation; innate immune response
Cellular component (GO): extrinsic component of cytoplasmic side of plasma membrane; cytoplasm
Molecular function (GO): ATP binding; non-membrane spanning protein tyrosine kinase activity; signaling receptor binding
Source: RefSeq, a predicted model, not a curated record